This is a messenger RNA of Suillus fuscotomentosus, 1851 nucleotides long. RefSeq lists its product as uncharacterized. The coding region runs from base 1 to 1851 and encodes 616 amino acids. The transcript has 8 exons. NCBI's taxonomy places the organism in Eukaryota, Fungi, Basidiomycota, Agaricomycetes, Boletales, Suillaceae. The record is from RefSeq and is a predicted model, not a curated record.
AUGAUUGAGAAGCGAGUCUUGCAUGGGGACCUCAGUCCUAAUAAUUUUGUUGUCUAUGACGGUAUCGGUUACUUCAUUGAUUUCGAUCACACCUCGAUUCUGGCGGAAGGCACGACUAGCACCUAUUCGCAUGGUACAGGGACCAUGCCCUAUAUUUCUAUCCGUAUUCUUCAGGCUAUGCUGGAUCUAGCCCCACUUGAGGUUGACGCCAACAUCCCAGGCCAGGAUGCUGAUCCAAACAAUGUGGACAAUUUCAAGGUGGACAACAACGUCGACCUUGUUCCGCAGGCUACCAGUGCUCUGCAGAAUGUCGACUUCGAUAUGGAUCUAAUCGAACACCGGCCCAGCGAUGACCUCGAAUCUUUAUUCUAUAUUUUCUUCGAAUUUGUUGCUAAGUAUGGGGGGCCACAUGGCCAAUUGGCACCCACCUGGUCCCGGCAGACUUUGCCGUGGGCGAGCGCUUAUGAAGCUUUGGGCAAUGCAGAUACCCAUUUGGCUCUGAGUACGAUCUGUUUCGCAAAAAUGGGGGUUUUGAUGCAAGGCAGAUUCUUGAAAUGGGGCACCAUGGUUUACGGUGCGAACGUGCCCCAAAAUCAGGUAGAGAUGACCCACUCUGGAGUCCUCCACCUACUCGAUAUAUUCAUGAGAUCUAUUGGUGAAGAACCACCUCCUUUAGGACAACUCCAGAGUCUUCAUCCCAGCACAGCAGCAUCCCAGAGUCUUCACUCCCGCACAUCAGCAUCCCAUGCCCUUCACACACCCCCAGCAGGGCCAUCUGAGCCUUCACCGUGUCGUUCUGCUCGUCUUAGCAGAUCACUAGCAGAUCCUCCAAUACCCUCUACAGCACUUUCUGAGCCUCUGUCAUCUCGUUCCCCACAAAAAAAAAAUGGACGACUUGGAGGAGGCAUUGAGAAGGUUUUAGAAUCUCGACACUUCCCGCCUUGUCACUCGAUGCCUCCGAAGAAGAGGGCCAGGCGCUCAUACGAAGUCUCCGAGGACCAGUUGAGAAAAGCUGGGGAAACCUUAGUGGCCCCAGCGAGGAAAGGUCGGAAGGAGACCAAUCUUGACAUUAGUGAUGCAGAAGAAAACCCCAUGGCUCCUUCCCAGCUCCGGAAACUGAAGAAAAAUGAUACUACUAAAAGGUCUCUGACCGGGAGCUCCAAUCUUACUCAGUGUUCCAUUGGUAUCAACAAGAAUGUCCAUCCUGGACGCCAGCGACCUAACCCAGGACACCAACACUCUGACGCAUCUCUCCGAACAGCCCCAAGCGCAGCUCAGUCUUCAGGUAGGUUUGGGUUUUGGCAGCCCACUUCGACUGGCAGUCAGAACACCCGGAAGGCGCCACGGUCUAAUGAGCGUACCUGUGAGGAGGAGGCUAGAAAUCAAGCUCCAGAGCAUGGUAUCGGUGACGACAACGACCAGGACCAGGACCAGGACCAAACUGACGGGGAAAAUGAGGAAAGGGAUGAAGUUCAGGACCAGGAGCAAACACUUGAAACAGGCGAUACCAUGGACUUCAGACAACACAAAGACGAUUUGGAUGGCAUGUACGAAGGUGAAGCUCAGGAAGAUUUCGACCAUGAGCCCGAUACUGUGGAUGAUUUUCUGAAUCAAGGUAUUGAUGGGGAUUUUGACGAUGAGCCUGGCACUCAGAGGGACGAACCUGAUGCUCAGGACAGUGGUAUUGAUGAUGAUUUCAACAAUGAGCUCAACAACGCAGCCAGAGACGAAACAGAGGAAAGUGUUUUAAUUUUUGUCUUGAGGUUAAUCUUAUCACACGCUCUUCAGGAAGCUUUUGAUGUUCUCAAGCAUCAUCAAAUGAAGAAUGGACGGUGCAAGGCUCCUUCCUGA